UUCAAAAACUAAAACUGUUAGGAAGAAGUUCAGUUAGACGAUUAAUAAUGUACAUCUAGUGAUUAAGUCACAAUUAGGUGUGAGUUUUACAUGUACACGAUGAUGUUGAAUCAUCUAGGCUACUGUAAAGGGUAAUCACUACUAAUAUUUGAGAGCUUUUAUCAUUAAUUUGCAGGUGACCCAUUCAGUGCAGGAAGCCUCAGGCAAGAUUCUGGUUGUCGUGUGCAUUGCUUCGGGCCCCUCCUUACUAUUGACCUGCCCGACAGGUCAAUAGUAUCACAGAUCUGUGAAUUAAUGGGAGUCAGCGGCCAAAUGGACCCGUUAGACUUUCUAACGAAUGAAGAGUUGCUACUUUUUCUUCGCCGAAAGAAGACAGAGAUUUCGUGCAUAGAACAACCGCACGCAUUUCUCACUCAGCUGCGCGACCACGACCUGAUGACGGAGAAAGUCUUUGAGAAGGUGAAAGGGAUGCGCACCCGUGAGCAGAAGCAGAAGGGCGUCUAUAAUGUUCUGGACCGGCUGGAGAAAGAGAUGCCCCAGUGUGUGCAUCAGUUCUGGCGCUGUGUGUUCAAACAUCAUAUCCUGCAGCUGUACCCGACGCUACAACUGCUCAGAAACAGCCUGCUGGACGGCACCUUCGAAUUCUAUGAGAAUUGUCUGGAUGUUGAGACACAGACGGAGAAGGGUGAAGGAAAGGAGGAGAAAGGAAAGAAGAAGAAAAACACUAGAAAGAGAACUAAAGAUGAUAGAAGUGGUGAGGAUAGUGAUGAUCCAGGUCCUUCCUCUGCAUCCACACCCACUCGGAAGAAAACAGCCAAGAAACCCUCAUUCUCAACUCCUGUGAAGAAAGGAGAAAAAGCGGAGAUGUGGUUGUGGCCUAUUUAUAAAACUCAGCUGCCUGUAAACUGUGGGGACAAAGAGGGCACUCUCUAUCGGGACAAACUGCCUAAAGGAGAGAAGUGCAUUUUGUCCCAGGGACACUGGUUCACCCCAUCUGCUUUUGAGAAGUUUGGGGGAAAGGAAAGGUGCAAAAACUGGAAAGUCAGCAUCCGCUGCAGAAACACACCGCUUAAGAAACUCAUAGAGGAGAACCAUCUUCAGUGUCCACCGAUGGAGAGGAGAAAGAGGAAAUGUGCCCCAAAAAGCAUGAAAGUGCUGUUUCCUGUCAUCUCACCCGAGAGCUCCAGUACAGACUCAGAAACCAGCACUUCGGAUGAGGAAAGUGAUGCUGAAGAUUUCGAGGAACAGAGAGGGAGAGGAGGAGGAACAGAGUUUAGAGGGAGGGUUGAGGAUGAGGAGGAGGAAGAGGAAGAAGAGAUGACAGAUCUGUCAGUUUUCCAGGCUCCCUCUUUACCAGUCACCUGUGUUUCGCUUACUGGGACUCUAUACAAAGACAGGUUUGCAUCAGGGAGUCGUGGGAAGUGUAUAAGGACCGAGGAAAGCUGGUUCACUCCAGAGGAAUUUGUGAAGCAGGAACCAACUCUCACUGAUGGACACUGGAGAAAAGAUAUACUGUGCCAUGGAAAAACUCUCAACUUUUUACUCAAGAAAGAGAUCCUGCGCAUCCAUUCUCUUCUGUGUGAAUGUGUGAAAUGCAGUGAUCAACCAGAAGACCUGAUGGCACAGAAAAAUGACGAUGUUUGCUACGUGUGUCACUCUGUGGGAGAUCUCGUGUGUUGUGACGAAUGUCCACGAGCUUUUCAUUCAUACUGUCACCUACCAGCUGUGGACGAAGACUCACCUGGGGAAUGGAUUUGUACCUUUUGCGUGUUAAGAACCAGUCAGCAAUGGCGUGACUCCAGUAGCAUGACUGAACAAGAAGCUUUCAACGCUCCAGUUUCGCAAUACAGAUUGCACUGCCACUAUCUCCUGUUAUGUGUGUACAAGGAGGACACUCAGAGGGUGUUUGUAGAGGAUCCACGCCAAACAGUGUCCAGAUACUCUCAGUUCAUUUCUCAGCCAAUGUGGCUGGACAGAAUAAAGCUAAAGCUGGAAAGUGACGAGUAUCAGACGGUUGAAGCGUUUGUCUCUGACUUUCAGCUCAUUUUCAGCAAUUGCAGCAGAUUCAAUAGGGACAAUGAGUUUGGGCAAAUGGGUGCCAGGCUGAAGGAAAUGUUUGAGAAGGAGUUCCAGAAAAUCUUCACAAUCCAGUAACAGCUUGAUCUGUGUAGUUUUGAAUAUGCAUUAGAUGUCAUUAUAAUGUAUAUAAGAUGUAUAAUAUUUCUUAUCCCGCAGCCCUUCAUAGGACAAGCAGGAUAGAAAUUGAAUGGAUGGAAAAUUUAGUAUAUAACCGCAGGUAUUAUGGUAUUAUGUCAUUCAUAUCAUGGGUAACGGAUGGGAGUUUAAUUAUGUCAGUACAAAAGAUCUGCUACUAUUAGCUUUUUCUCUUCCUCCUUAAGCCUGGUGCACACUGUGCGAUUUAUAAUAGUCCUUUACGAAUGUUGCUUGUCAGAUUGUACGAACAUGAUCCUCAUGUCACACUGUGGGAUCUCAGCCGUCAUUUAUGUCAGACUGUACGACAGUAAAGACGCGUUAAAAAAAAAGUUUUACAUCAUCAACCCACACGCAUUCGGUGACAGUGAGCUGCAUUACACGCGGGACUGAAAUGAUGGCUAACAAAGAAAUCCCUAGCGUUCAUUUUGAUCACAGCUUAGGACAAUUUGAUGUUUGUCGUAGGAGAAGUCACACUGCAGGACUGUGUGCCAAAUCUUCUGACACUGCCAGAAUUUCGUCGGAGGUAAAAUUUGAUCGCAGCAUUAAUCGGCUGUCUGUGAACAUGUCAAAUUAGCAAUCAAAGACUACAGAUUUUAGACUAGGAUUAUAGGAAUCUUUUAGGAUUCCUAAAAUUUGUCUCAGACGACCAAAUCGUGGACAAAAUCGCACAGUGUGCACCUGCCUUUAUACAGACCUUAUUCACUGUCGGUGACCAUGUACCUUAGGAAGUGUGCCAAUUCUGUAAUUGCAUAAAUAAUGAUCAGCAGGUUCACAAUUAAGUCAAAUAUUUUUUAUAUAUACAUUUCAGUAUUAUGUGUGAUUUUAAUAAUUUGCUGUUUGUUUGUUUUUUAUAAAUAAUGUCUUUAUGUAAAAAGUUGGAGAAUGUUUUUUCAUGUUUAGAAAGUCUGAACAAAUUCUUACUUUAUGAGUUAAUGUGAAAAACAUGUUGUCAUGACUUAUUGAUCAUAUAAUUUUUUACAGUGUAGGGUAAGAUUCACUGAAAUACAGAGAAGCACCAAAAAAUAAACAAAAAAAGUACAAA
This is a messenger RNA of Ctenopharyngodon idella (grass carp), 3256 nucleotides long. RefSeq names its product nuclear body protein SP140-like protein. The record is from RefSeq and is a predicted model, not a curated record. Gene Ontology annotation, molecular function: protein binding; DNA-binding transcription factor activity, RNA polymerase II-specific; DNA binding. The coding region runs from base 295 to 2154 and encodes 619 amino acids. Gene Ontology annotation, cellular component: nucleus. Gene Ontology annotation, biological process: regulation of transcription by RNA polymerase II. The transcript is spliced from 16 exons. NCBI's taxonomy places the organism in Eukaryota, Metazoa, Chordata, Actinopteri, Cypriniformes, Xenocyprididae.